This is a messenger RNA of Apodemus sylvaticus (European woodmouse), 5067 nucleotides long. It is a transcript of the gene Gmeb1, whose product is annotated as glucocorticoid modulatory element binding protein 1. The record is from RefSeq and is a predicted model, not a curated record. NCBI's taxonomy places the organism in Eukaryota, Metazoa, Chordata, Mammalia, Rodentia, Muridae. Gene Ontology annotation, biological process: positive regulation of transcription by RNA polymerase II. The transcript has 10 exons. Gene Ontology annotation, cellular component: nucleus. The coding region runs from base 457 to 2145 and encodes 562 amino acids. Gene Ontology annotation, molecular function: RNA polymerase II cis-regulatory region sequence-specific DNA binding; DNA-binding transcription activator activity, RNA polymerase II-specific.
UCAACAAGAAGGCUCAGGUCAGCUAUGGCUAUCAAGGUCUACACAGGUAACUGGGCAGCAGGAGAUAGUAACAGGUCACAUUUGGGGGAAAUUCUGAAAAGAAAGGGCAGGGAUGGUGGGUUCAUGGAGGAGCGAGCUUUGCAGUGUGCUGGACCUCAGAGAAUGGGAGGUCGGCGCCGGAAACACAUCAGUGUGUGUGCGAAGUAGAACAGGUGGCCGACGGGGUUGGAGAUGAGUGCUGUAGAUAGACUGGCGGGUUCUGAGGCCAGUGAGGUCCACUUUGAGCGACAUGUUAAGUGUGUGCAAACAAGGCUGACAGAGCUGAGGAGUGACUUGGGUCUCUGGCUGCCAGUUACACAUUCCAGUUUGAAUCCACGAUCAACAUGGCUGUCUCCUGCUCGCCUUCUCACACCCACAUAUACUGAGCAGUCCCAGCUAGCUGACUUCAUGUGAAAGAUGGCCAAUGCGGAAGUGAGCGUCCCAGUGGGAGAUGUGGUUGUGGUUCCCACUGAAGGAAAUGAAGGCGAAAACCCAGAAGACACUAAAACUCAGGUGAUCCUGCAGUUACAGCCUGUGCAGCAAGGGAUUUAUGAAGCCGGGUCAGAGAACAGUGCGGCAGUUGUAGCUGUAGAGACGCACACGAUACACAAGAUCGAAGAAGGAAUUGACACAGGCAGUAUAGAAGCAGACGAGGCUAUGGAGAUUGCUUAUCCUAUCACCUGUGGCGAGAGCAAAGCCGUCCUCCUCUGGAAGAAGUUCGUGUGUCCAGGAAUAAAUGUGAAGUGUGUCAAGUUCAAUGAUCAGUUGAUCAGCCCCAAGCAUUUUGUUCACCUGGCUGGCAAGUCCACCCUGAAGGACUGGAAGAGAGCCAUCCGUCUAGGCGGUAUCAUGCUCAGGAAGAUGAUGGACUCUGGACAGAUCGAUUUUUACCAGCAUGACAAAGUUUGCUCCAAUACCUGCAGGAGCACCAAGUUUGACCUUCUGAUCAGCAGUGCGAGGGCUCCAGUGCCGGGACAGCAGACAAGUGUGGUGCAGACGCCCACCUCGGCCGAUGGGAACAUCACACAGAUUGCCAUCUCAGAGGAGAGCAUGGAAGAGGCAGGGCUGGAGUGGAACUCAGCCCUCACCGCCGCUGUCACCAUGGCCACAGAGGAGGGUAUAAAGAAAGAGUCUGAAGAGAUUUCAGAGGACACGCUGAUGUUCUGGAAGGGGAUAGCUGACGUGGGGCUGAUGGAGGAGGUCGUGUGCAACAUACAGAAGGAACUAGAAGAACUCCUCAGGGGCGUUCAGCCUCGGCUCAUUCACGCUCCUUUCCAGGUCACAGAUGCUGCUGUUCUAAACAAUGUGGCGAACACGUUUGGCCUAAUGGACACUGUCAAGAGAGUUUUGGACAACAGGCGGAAGCAAGUGCAGCAGGGAGAGGAGCAGUUUCUCUACACGCUGGCAGACUUGGAACGGCAGUUGGAGGAGCAAAAAAAGCAAGCCCAAGAUCCCAGACUGAAAUCCCAGACGGUUCAAAACGUGGUGCUGAUGCCCGUGAGCACCCCAAAGCCUCCAAAAAGACCCCGGCUCCAGCGGCCAGCCUCCACCACCGUCCUGAGCCCUUCUCCUGUCCAGCAGCCUCAGUUUACUGUCAUUUCUCCCAUCACCAUCACCCCCGUGGGCCAGUCCUUCUCCAUGGGCAAUAUCCCAGUGGCUACCCUCAGCCAGGGCUCCAGUCCUGUGACUGUCCACACGCUGCCUUCUGGCCCCCAGCUCUUCCGCUACGCCACAGUGGUUUCCUCUGCCAAGAGCAGCUCACCAGACACAGUGACCAUCCACCCUUCGUCAAGUUUGGCACUGCUAAGCUCCACCUCUGUGCAGGAUGGGAGUGCCCUGGGCAGUAUGGCCACCAUGGUGAGCCCCGUGGAGCUGGUGGCCAUGGAGUCUGGCCUGACGUCAGCAAUCCAGGCUGUAGAAAGCACCUCUGAGGAUGGGCAGACCAUCAUCGAGAUCGACCCUGCUCCAGACCCCGAGGCUGACGACACUGACAGCAAAGCAGUCAUCUUGGAGACAGAGCUGAGGACUGAGGAGAAAGUGGUAGCCGAAAUGGAAGACCACCAGCAUCAGGUCCACAAUGUAGAGAUUGUGGUCUUGGAGGACUGACUGGGGAUGGGGCCAAGAGCUGUGUUUUGGUUUGGAAUUUUAAUUAUGUUUAUUUUUAUCAUUGUCCCACUCAUUUCCACAUAGAACCUUUUUUUUAAAAAAAAAAAAAAAGAAAAGAAAAGAAACAAACAAACUACCAAAUCUCAUUGUAACUGAAAAUGUUGGGUUCCUCCUGCUCCCUCACUGACAGAUGGACAGAACAAGCUACCUUUCCAGAAGUUAGGGACAGGCCACCAAGGUCUGAGUCAUCUUCCUCAAGGAAGGUAAUUGCUUUUAGAGGAGGUGUCAAAAUAACCAGGAAUCCUUUCCAGAAUAGUCUGUCUGUCUAUACACGCAUGGUUUCACUCUUGUAAAGAUGCAUUGACCAGACCACGGAACACAGAUCUGACGCCAGAAGACAACCAGCUCUGUACCCUGGAUGUGAUGGCCAGUGCAAAACUCUGAAACAACAGGAAGCUGGCUCUGCUUAGGGCAGGAAGUAGCAGCAGUAGCAGCUUAAAGGGGAAGCCCUUUGACAAGGAGAAGGCAAGAAGUAGUCUUCCAGAGGUGCAUCUGAUGCCCCUCAAGCGCUCUGAGGGUUGGGUGCCAUUUUCAGAAGAGGCCAGAGAUUAUAGAAAGAUACACAGCAAUCAAAAGAUUGUCACAGCUGUGCUUUUGGGAUAGCUCAUCUUGCCCCCAGCCUUGUCAAAGCCCUCAGCCUCUUCACCAAGGAUUAUUAGUCCGUUCCUUUGCAGACUGUGAUGUAGUAUAGAUUGUUGUAGUUCUUGGACUGUGGCUGUCAUAGAGGUGGGGCUCCGAGGCCAGCAUUUUUUGUUUCUUGAUUCCUGGAAUGGCAGAGUCCCUCAUGUAGACCAGCUGCUAUUUUUGGUGGAGCCCUGCAUGCGUGCGUGUGUGUGUGUGUGUGUGUGUGUGUGUGUGUGUGUGUGUGUGACAUGUUUUGGCUUUGGAACCAAAAGCAGUCAUUUACUUGGUGCUUCCCCUCCUUUUACCUGAGUGUGCUGUAUCCCACGCUCUUCAGCGCUCCACAGACAGCAGUGACAGGUGCUGCCUGCCUUCAUUCCUCUUGAGAUUCUCUCCUCUUCGUACCACAGAUGUUGCAGUGAGAUACAGAACUCAUAAAAUGACUUAGGCUUGACAGGGAAGACUGGUAACACCCCCAGCCUUUCCUGAGGUGUGGACUAGAUGUCUCCUGAGUGAGCUGGACUUCCUGGGAAAGACACAUUGUCUAUAUGACAUUGUAAGAAAUUUGACAGGAGGGCUGGAGAGAUGGCUCAGCGGUUAAGAGCACUGACUGCACUUCCAGAGGUCCUGAGUUCAAUUCCCAGCAACCACAUGGUGGCUCACAACCAUCUGUAAUGGGAUCCAAUGCCCUCUUCUGUAUCUGAAGACAGUGACAGAGUACACAUAUACAUAAAAUAAAUCUUAAAAAAAAAAAAAGCACCAAGAUUUAAAAAAAAAAAAAAGAAAGAAAUUUGACAGGAGUGUCAGUAACGUCUGGGCUGGGGGCUUCUUCCUAAAUGCUGUUUAUACUUUCAGAACUACUAGGUCACUUUUUCUGCUGUGAUCCCAUUCAUUCUCUUCAGGGUUUGGGGGAAGAGUGAGCAGUUUCUGAUGUCUUUAAUUAUAUUGUUUACUAUAUAGGCAGUCUCCGGGUGACUUUAUAGGUCAAAAAAGCACACAGCUUAGGAGUUGGAGGAUUUAUCAUUAUUAUUAAAAGUAAAAUUUUGGCUUUAGUUUAAAAAGAAAAUAGAGAAGGAUGCCUGUCUAAAUCUGUCUUCCUGCCUGCAGGUUUUGAAAGCCCUGUAAGCAACUGAAAGUUGCACUUCCCAUCUCUUAGAUGGCCAUGUGUCCCCUGGGAAGCCCUCAGGGGUCACUCUGAAGACCCUGAAGAGUGCAGUUUCUGAACUCUAUUCAGAUUUGUUUCAGCUUUAAAACUGGACUUUUCUUUUCAGAAUAUUUAACUAGGCUGGGGACAGAACUGAGUUGGUAAAGUGUUUACCUAGCAUACAUGAAACCCUGGGUUUAGUCUCUAGCAGGAAACAAGCUGGGCGUGGGGCUCAGACCUUUAAUACUAACACUUGGGAAAUAGAGACAGGAGCCUUAGAAAUUCAAGGUCACACAUGGUAAGUUCAAGACUAGCCUGGGAUAUAUGAAAUAGUGUCUCAAAAAAAUGCUGUGUAGGACAAGCUUUGGGUCUCUUAUAGACUUUCUGUUAAUACAUAGGAAUUUUUAUUACACUUAUUUAUCCAUGAGUGUGUGUGUGUGUGUGUGUGUGUGUGUGUGUGUGUGUAAUGGAGAGCUUGCUAUGGUAUGUGUGGAGGUCAGAGAACAACCGGCAGGAGUCUGUUCUCUCCUUCCACCCAUGGGUCCUGGGGACUGAACUCAGGUUGUCAGGCUUGGUGACAAAGCACCCUCAUCCCCAGCCCUACACGCUUCAGUCUUCAGACUGAAACCGUUACUUGAACCUAGAAAGCCACAUCUCAUCCCUGUUGUGCCCUUUAGGUCAUUUCUCUUGUCCAGAGAUGGGCGGACCAAUUCAGGACACGGGAUGCGCCCUAGAGAGUAGAGGCAGGCUCCCUCAGGACCUGGCUUUGCACUCCUCACAGCCGUUGUUGUAUUAAAGAUCGUGUGAGCACCAUGCUUCCAAACUCAGAUUUCCUUCUUGAGACAGAGCUUAUUUAAAACAUUUUGGGGUGGAUUCCACAAGCUUUGCUGUUUUUCCUGGUCUUCCAAUUGCUGUCGUUGCUAGCAGCUGUGUCACUGGUAGCCCUGGUCUGUAUCAUUUUAGCUGGGUGAGACACAUGCAAGAUACUGAUAUGUGAACAGGCGGUGCAAUGAAAUUCCUCCUCAGGCUGACUUGAUGGUAGCUAUCUUUUCUCUAGCCAUUCAUUAAAUAAACAUCUGUUGAGUACUGUCUAUGUA